GAUGCCAUUAACGUUCAGUCAAAAUUAACUUAGGCAGAGGCGCAGCGGCACAAACACUACGUUACACCUCUACUGUAUAAAAGAAGUUGAGCCCACAUGGUAAUCCCGCUUGAGUGAAAGUGCCGGGUAGUUCCGUGUGGGUGGUGUUUAUAGGGCGGAGUCGUGCCUCUGGAUACUCAGGAGCGCGUAAAGCUCCGACCUCAGAUCAGUCAGAGGAAGCGAGAGGGACGCAGCUCAGGGAAUAACAGCCAACAGGUCUCAAUGGACCUGUUCCUAAUUGUGUUUUGGCCAAUCAUGUUUCAGCCAUCUCUCUCAGUGUUGUUCACUGUUCGGGCCGCGCAAACCACGUAUGAGUCACAGUUUGGAGGAGAUGUCGUGAUUGGCUGCAAGUUUCAGCCCAAACCGUCAAAUCGUAACGCUGACCUGAAGGUGACCUGGCACUGGAUCGGCUCCCCCUCGGCUCGGGAAGUUUACCGUAUGGAAAACUGGGCGGAGGUCGGUGCGUCCCAGGAUCCGGACUAUCGGGGUCGAGUGAAGCUUCUCACUGAGGAGCUGGAGAAAGGCGAGGCCAAGUUGCAGGUCUCAAGGCUCAGGAUCAAUGACUCUGGGACCUACCAGUGUUUGGUACAGACAGAACAAGGAGCUGAUUACAAAGCGAUAACUUUGUCCGUCGUAGCACCUUACAGAGCCGUGGUUAAACGCGUUCAGAAGGCUGCAGAUGAGGGUUGGUUGCUGCUAACCUGCCAGUCUCAGGGAUACCCCGAGUCCUCCGUCACGUGGCACGAUGGACACCUGCAAAGUGUCAGUCCCGAUACCACCGCUGUAUCAACUGAAGACCUGCGUUUCACAGUCACCAGUCAGAUACGCGUCAGAUCAACGGACAGAAAAAACUACACUUGUUCAUUUACGCAGGAUGGAAAUUCUGCAACGUUUCACAUCCCAGAUGAAAUUCCUGUUCUUCAUGUACAAAAGGAUGCUCUCAUCGUUGUGUUCAGCAUAGGAGUGAUAAUGGUUGUCAUCAUCAUUGCAGUGCUCAUGUAUCGACGACGAAAAGGUAUUCGGCUUGGUACCAGGAACCUUCUGGCCUGUUGUCGGAGCAAGUCUAUUCCUGCUGUUGACUGCCUCAAAAACGAAAAGGACAGCGAGGAAGCAAUAGGAGUUUUUGAUGAAGUUUCCAUGGAGGAAAAUAUGGGGGUGUUUCUGAAAGCAAGCUAUCGUGACUUCUCUUUCAGCCCAGAGGUGAGACACCACUGGAAUUCCUUCGUUGUGGAGGAGCUGCCUCACAGGCUGAAUAACAAUGAGGGGCAACCUGUCAAUCUUCAAGCUUUACUGCCGGAAGCAGGAGAGACCCUUUUCCUUGAAGGACCCCCAGGAAGCGGCAAGACGACCGUAGCCCGCAUCCUGGUCUCGUCUUGGUCUGAGGGGUCCGCACACCCCCUCUCUAACGUCCUCGACCUCAGCACCCUUCCACUUCUCUUUUACGUCGACUGCGGAAAAGUGAAGGGCGACCUGUUUCAGGAAAUCGCAAUUCAGCUCUCUCUCACGGAGAGGAUACCCGCGGAGGGUGAGCUGAGGACGGUGAUGACCGGCGCCGCUGAGGCUCUGCUGCUGUUGGACGGGUACAGAGAAGGGAACCCCCUCUUCGAUGAGUCCUUGAGGAGGUUUCUAGUGGAAAAAGGAGGGUGCAGGGUGUUGGUCGUGGCCUGCCAGGGACACUGGCCCACACUCAAGGACACAGUUGAGACACGGAGGGUGCUGCAGCUCCAAGCAGUACGACGUACAGAGGACUCGCGUGUAUGUGAAUAACAAAGACAUUGAGCAAGUAUUACAUGUUAAACAAACAUGUUUUUGUAUGAGCCCAAACAUGCUGCAAAAUGUGUUGAUUUAUAUGCGCUGUAUAUACUAAUUAUGCAUUCUUUACAAGGCCCUAAUAAUAUUUAUUAAAACUAUUACCAAUAAUAUGUACCAAUUCUUCUUUUUAAGAAAGUACAUCAUUCUG
This is a messenger RNA of Pungitius pungitius (ninespine stickleback), 1999 nucleotides long. Its product is annotated as butyrophilin subfamily 2 member A2-like. Gene Ontology annotation, molecular function: ATP hydrolysis activity. The transcript has 11 exons. Gene Ontology annotation, cellular component: external side of plasma membrane. The record is from RefSeq and is a predicted model, not a curated record. Bases 262 to 1806 code for a protein of 514 amino acids. NCBI's taxonomy places the organism in Eukaryota, Metazoa, Chordata, Actinopteri, Perciformes, Gasterosteidae. Gene Ontology annotation, biological process: positive regulation of T cell proliferation; negative regulation of T cell proliferation; cell surface receptor signaling pathway.